AUGGAAAACUCUUACACACCUUUUACUCCCACCACCACAACAACCACCAAUACCACCCUGAGGCAACCAGACAUGGGUUGGUCUCAGAAUUCAGAGUUUUCCAUCUAUGAACCAAUGAACUUGAAAAACUUCAGUUCAACACCCUUCUCAACAGCAUCAAACUCUCAGUUUCAUCAUCCACCACAGUUUGUAGCACCUUCCCAAAGCCUGCAACCCCCAUACAGACAUCCCAUAGAGCAGGCUGGUCACUCUUUAGCAUAUCCUAUGUAUCCUUUCCUUCUGGGGCAGAAUGGGAUUGAAUAUGGGGUAUCCAGUUCGAUUCAUGCUAAUAAUGGGGUGCAAGGAUCAUGUUUCAUGCAAACAGACGGGCUAUCGAAGGAGCAAGAGAGAAGAAUCAUGGAUCCUUAUAGAACAAAGGUUGCAAGGAUUAAACGAAAGCUGGCACGCCAAAGAAGCCUUAGCUUGCAAAGAAAUGCUUCCUCAGGGGCUUCAACUCAGGUGGAUGCAAGGAGACUGACCAGCUCUGGUGCUGACAAUAGUACUGAUGUGAAUAACAGCAAUGAUACUAAAAGGGAUCUGUACAAGUUUUGCACACCAGACAACAAGAGACUGAGAGUGUUGCUGAGGAAAGAGUUAAAGAACAGUGAUGUUGGGUCCCUUGGGAGAAUUGUCCUUCCAAAGAGAGAGGCAGAGGGAAAUCUUCCAACUCUUUCUGACAAAGAAGGCAUCCAAGUAAUGAUCAAAGAUGUAUACUCUAACCAAGUGUGGACCCUUAAAUAUAAGUUCUGGUCCAAUAAUAAGAGUAGAAUGUAUGUGCUUGAAAACACUGGGGACUUUGUAAAGCAAAAUGGACUGGAAAUUGGAGAUUCCCUUACCCUUUAUGAGGAUGAAAGCAAGAAUCUCUAUUUCUCCGUAAUAAAGUUGGAAAGGAUUAUUGCUGCCAACCCUCCAAGCAAUCAUCAGCACUCCGACAAUGAAAACAACUACUACAGCAACAACGACCACCACCAUAUGUACUUGCCUUUUACAUGCCAAUCCAGAGAUGAGGAAGAAACAUCAUUAGAAUUACUCAUAGAACAGCUCAAACACAAGGAACAACAAGAAACUAACGACCUUAUGUCUUUGCCUAUGGACGCUGCUUAUUCGCAUAGACUGCCUGAGGAAGCCAAGAGUUUUCUAUCCGACGCCGACGGCGUUGCUAGCAUGGAAACCUACACCCCGAUAGCUGCAACUACACUACAAACCUCGUCGACGUUGUUACGAGGUAAGGCCAAGAGUGUAGAUGAUUUUCAGCUCAAUAACUUCGACGACUGCUAUGGCGGUCUUGAUAUGCUACCUGAUGUCAAUCACUACAAUUUUUCACUUUGAGCAUGUCAGCAGCAAGCUUCAUGGGAUCAAAGAGAUUCAUAGUCAACUAAUUUCUUCUUUUUUUUUUUCUUUAUUUCUAUUUAUUUAUAGAUACAUAAUUGUUUCUGGGGUUGUGAAGGGUACAGGAAAUAAUUUUUUUCUUAUUUUUUUUUUGGUUUUGAAAGGCAUUAGGAAAGAGAACAUUGAAUCUUUCUCUUGCUUA
This is a messenger RNA of Theobroma cacao (cacao), 1570 nucleotides long. It is a transcript of the gene LEC2, whose product is annotated as AP2/B3-like transcriptional factor family protein. The record is from RefSeq and is a predicted model, not a curated record. Gene Ontology annotation, molecular function: DNA-binding transcription factor activity; DNA binding. Lineage: Eukaryota; Viridiplantae; Streptophyta; Magnoliopsida; Malvales; Malvaceae.